AGCUUUGAAAAAAAAGGCCCAAAUCCACUUGAUACGUUAACCAGUGUUACGUUUUGUCCCAGAUUAGGGUAGUAGCAGAAAGAAAGAGUAACCAGGUGGUAGGGUUUCUCAUUCUUUUCAUCCUCUUCGCAGAGCCUCAGUAGCUUUGCAUUAGCAAUGGCGAGAAUCAAGGUGUACGAGCUGAGGAACAAGACAAAAGCAGAGCUUCUGAACCAACUGAAGGAUCUCAAAGCAGAACUCGCUCUCCUCCGCGUCGCCAAGGUCACCGGCGGAGCCCCGAACAAGCUUUCCAAAAUCAAAGUGGUUAGGCUUUCGAUAGCGCAGGUGCUGACGGUGAUUUCCCAGAAGCAAAAAGCAGCGCUGAGAGAGGCUUACAAGAAGAAGAAAUACCUUCCUUUGGAUCUGCGUCCCAAGAAGACCAGAGCCAUCCGAAGGCGCUUAACUAAGCACCAGGCUUCAUUGAAGACAGAGCGUGAGAAGAAGAAGGAAUUGUAUUUUCCACUGCGAAAAUAUGCAAUUAAAGUGUAAUGUUAGAUCCCAAUACGGAUGAUAAUUUUGGCGUUUGUUAGUUGACACAGUUUUGAUGCCGUUUUGUCCUAGUUUUCUUUUAAUCAUCAUGAAACUUUUAUUAAAUGUUAACUGGUUUUACUCUCGCCUUUGUUUUUUCGUCAUAUAUGAAAAUUUUCAAUUUUUGCAUGCA
Molecule: messenger RNA, 700 nt
Organism: Glycine soja
Lineage: Eukaryota; Viridiplantae; Streptophyta; Magnoliopsida; Fabales; Fabaceae
Product: 60S ribosomal protein L35
Exons: 4
Coding region: 157-528 (123 amino acids)
Biological process (GO): maturation of LSU-rRNA from tricistronic rRNA transcript (SSU-rRNA, 5.8S rRNA, LSU-rRNA); translation
Cellular component (GO): cytosolic large ribosomal subunit; ribosome
Molecular function (GO): structural constituent of ribosome; mRNA binding
Source: RefSeq, a predicted model, not a curated record